Messenger RNA from Exophiala oligosperma, 2025 nucleotides. RefSeq lists its product as uncharacterized. The transcript has 3 exons. NCBI's taxonomy places the organism in Eukaryota, Fungi, Ascomycota, Eurotiomycetes, Chaetothyriales, Herpotrichiellaceae. The record is from RefSeq and is a predicted model, not a curated record. Bases 1 to 2025 code for a protein of 674 amino acids. Gene Ontology annotation, biological process: proteolysis. Gene Ontology annotation, molecular function: serine-type peptidase activity.
AUGGCGGCGGAAGGACGAAUCAGGGAAGCGGCGUAUGGGACAUGGGACAGCCCAAUCUCUCCAGAACUCGUGUCAAAUGCCGUGCUCCGUUUCGAUGCGGUGUCCGUCCACGAAGCCACGGGCAAGGUGUACCUGACCGAGAUGCGUCCAUCAGAGAGCGGGCGAGCCUGCAUUGUCGAAUUUGACCUCUCUACGGGAGUUCAGCGAGAUGUUCUCCCCGCAGAGUUGAGCGCCAGAUCCUGCGUCCAUGGGUACGGAGGUGGUGCUGUCAGUGUGGAUCAGAGACUUGGGAGACUCAUCAUCACCGAUUUCAAGACUCACGGCGUCUUCUCAGUUGACCCCGCGUCUGGAGUUGUGGAAUCGCUGAUCGGAGGUGAUCCAAAAGUGUUCUUUGGCGAUUUCGACGCGAGCCUGAAGGACCCGAACUGGGUUCUGGCCAUCCAGGAGGAUCACAGAAUUGCUCCCACUAGCAACAAGGUCGUCGCCAUCAAUAUAUCCAACAAAGAGUUUAUUGUUCUCGCACAAGGAGCUGAUUUCUAUACCCAUCCAAAGUUCAGUCCUGAUGGAUCCUCAAUCUGCUGGUUACAGUGGAAUUUCCCAAAUAUGCCGUGGGACAGCGCCGAACUGCACGUUGCUAACUUUGACGACGGUGCCCUCAGCGAGGAAUAUGUAGUGGCGGGAAAGCAAGGCAACGAGAGCAUCCAGCAGCCUCGCUGGAAUUCUGAUGGUACUCUGCUGUUCUGUGGUGAUCGUACUGGCUACUGGCAGUUAUACCGUCAUGACCCACGGACCAAUAAGACGUUGCACAUCAAUCUGCCGACAUUGCAAAAUGCCGAGUUUGCAUGGCCUGAGUUCUUCCUAGGAAGUAAAUCAUAUGCAUGCUUGACAUCAAACCUUGUCGUAGCCAUGUAUAUGCUUAACGGUCAAUUCGGAAUGUGCCUCAUCGACCUGCUUCAGCAGACCUGUUGUGACCUUGAUUCCAGUUACACCAGCCCAGGCUUCCAGACUGAUGCUCUCCACCGCAUCUCUGGGACCGAGUUCGUCGCAAUAGUCAGCAGCGAAGACGGACCUAUGAGUCUUACAGUCCACCGAUUGUCUAAUGCCGGUUCUCUUGUGGACGUUCAUUGCUUGAAAACUGUCGUCGCUUGGGAUAUGUUGCCACCCAAAGAGUGGAUUUCCAAACCACAAUUCAUAUCAUUUCCCCGAGUUGGGACAGCUUUCACCGGCAACUCUCACGCAAUCUUUUGGCCGCCAACAACCCCCUUCUUCCAGGCUCCGGCCGGCUCUUUGCCUCCUUUGAUUGUUUCUGUGCACGGGGGACCAACCCACGAUGCCAAGGCUUCACUGUCAAUGGAAAUCCAAUAUUGGACAACCAGAGGCUUCGCGUGGGUCGAUGUGAACUAUGCCGGCUCGAGCGGUUAUGGACGAGAGUACCGCGAGCUUCUCAAGGGUAAUUGGGGAGUCAUAGACGCCGAGGACGUGGUUAGCUGUGUACACUACCUUGCUUCACGGUCUAUUAUUGACCGGUCCCGUGUCGGCAUUCGAGGUGGCAGUGCCGGAGGAUAUGCUGUUUUACGAUGCAUGACGGAAUAUCCUGAAGUAUGGGCAGGUGGCAUCUCGUUAUUUGGGGUCUGUUGUUUGCAGACAUUGGAAAAGACAACUCACAAGUUCGAAUCGCGAUAUCUCGAAGGACUACUGCUCCCCCGGUCUCCAGUGAGUGCAGAAGAGAAGGAACGUCUUUAUCAGGAGCGCAGCCCGCUAUACCACGCUCAGCAGAUCAAGGCACCUGUAUUGCUCCUGCAAGGUAGGGAGGACAUAGUUGUGCCGCCUGACCAGGCGGAGAUGAUGGAAAGUGCCAUCAAGGAGGCUAUAAGAGAGAGGGACAAUUCCAUGGUUCCGGAAGACCUGGUCAAGGUUGUCAUAUACGAAGGAGAAGGACAUGGCUUCAUCAAAGCCCACACCCUGAUCAGCCAAAAGGCAGAGGAAGUUGCCUGGUGGAGCAAGACGCUGCUGAGGCCCACCUAG